Messenger RNA from Oncorhynchus masou masou (cherry salmon), 3087 nucleotides. Its product is annotated as AP-1 complex subunit sigma-2. Gene Ontology annotation, biological process: vesicle-mediated transport; intracellular protein transport. Bases 426 to 899 code for a protein of 157 amino acids. Gene Ontology annotation, cellular component: membrane coat; intracellular membrane-bounded organelle; AP-1 adaptor complex. The record is from RefSeq and is a predicted model, not a curated record. The transcript has 5 exons. Gene Ontology annotation, molecular function: clathrin-cargo adaptor activity. NCBI's taxonomy places the organism in Eukaryota, Metazoa, Chordata, Actinopteri, Salmoniformes, Salmonidae.
AUUACAUAUAUUAAUUAUUGUUAGAAUCUGUUAUUUUUUUUAACAUAACAUAGAUCUAGAUUUGAACCAACAAAGGGUGCCUGAUUUGUUUUCGGCUUUGCUUUCUCUUUUACUUCGUGUGGUCUUUGUAUCACUUCGGCAUCAUUCUGUUCAAUCUAAUAUUUUCAUAUUUUCAGAAUACUUUGAUUGAUACCAGCGCGACCCCACCUUGUCCAUUUACAUUCUGCAGGCAUAGUAAACAAGGGCUGGGAUAACGGAAUUUUUAAGCCAAUCAAAAAUCCGGACAGUAGUUGUAUUAACCAAUCAAAAUAGAUCUAACUGCAUCUCCGCUGAACGCUCGACUCCACUGGGUGGACUGCACAUUUCUGUUGGAUAGAUUUGAAUCUGCAAUUCAUAGUGUUUUUGAGUCAACAAUCAAGAUAAAGAUGCAGUUCAUGCUGCUGUUCAGUCGGCAGGGUAAGCUGCGGCUGCAGAAGUGGUAUGUUCCCCUGUCAGACAAAGAGAGGAAGAAGAUCUCCAGGGACCUGGUCCAGACCAUUCUAGCCCGUAAACCCAAGAUGUGUUCCUUCCUGGAGUGGAGGGACCUCAAGAUCGUCUACAAGAGAUACGCCAGUCUGUAUUUCUGCUGUGCGGUGGAAGAUCAAGACAAUGAGCUCAUCACGCUGGAGAUCAUCCACAGAUACGUAGAGCUGCUGGAUAAGUACUUUGGCAGUGUGUGUGAGCUGGACAUCAUCUUUAACUUUGAGAAGGCCUACUUCAUCCUGGAUGAGUUCCUGCUUGGAGGGGAGGCUCAGGAGACCUCCAAGAAGAACGUACUGAAGGCUAUAGAGCAGGCCGACCUGCUGCAGGAGGAAGCUGAAGCCCCACGGAGUGUCCUGGAGGAGAUUGGCCUGACAUAAACUCCCUCCAUCACUGCCCCAACUAUCUCUCUCUCUUUACUCUCUCUCUCUCUCUUCACGGGGGCCCCUAACAUCUUGUUCUCGCUCCUUUAAUGUGCUGUAGUGUUGUCUUGUACUAAAACUCUUAUCAUGUUGUGAAAUGUUACUUGUGCCAACUGUCUGUUCCUUUUUUUUUUUGUGCCUCGUCAAACACUCACCUUUUGAAACCCCUGGAGUUUAUGCAGCCAGUGGCCACAGACUACACCAAUAAUAACUGAAAUCUCACCCACCUUCCUUAAGUCAGUGUUUUUGUUGUACGUGACAUGUCCGUGACGGGCACUUUAACUCCAGUCUCGUCUAGAGAAUUUAAAACAAUUCAAAGUAUAUCAUAAAGAGUAAGAAACCCCAUUGUUCACAAGUAAAGUAAGCAAAACGAUGUCAGUAUUUUUAAAAAAGUGUUACAGUUUAAAGUAUUCACGUGCAUGCUUUCAUUGUUUGACCAAAGAACACUGUGUUAUAAUCUUAUCGUUUUGAAGAUAAAUGGUGUUCAGGGGAAAAUAUGUGCUCUCUCAGGGUUGGGGUCAAUUCUAUUUCAAUUCCUAUCAAUUCAGAAAGUAAACCAAUUUACACUUUUUACUCAUUGAAAAUCAUUGAAUGAAAUGUGCAUUGGAAUAUCAGUGUAUUCCUGAAUUUAAAUGGAAUUGACCCAAGCCUUGCUCUGUAUAGCCUGAGUCCCAGAUCUUUGUGCUGUCUUGCUACCUCCUGUGUCGUUCAGUUGGGAAGACAGCGCAAACACACCUGGGACUCCUCCCAUUCUGCAUGCUUUAAAAGGCAAGGGAAGAGUAACACCUAGGACUCCUCCCACUCUGCAUGCUUUAAAAGGCAAGGGAAGAGUAACUCCGCCCACUCUGCAUGCUUUAAAAGGCAAGGGAAGAGUAACUCCGCCCACUCUGCAUGCUUUAAAAGGCAAGGGAAGAGUAACUCCGCCCACUCUGCAUGCUUUAAAAGGCAAGGGAAGAGUAACUCCACCCACUCUGCAUGCUUUAAAAGGCAAGGGAAGAGUAACUCCGCCCACUCUGCAUGCUUUUUAAAAGGCAAGGGAAGAGUAACUCCACCCACUUUGCAUGCUUUAAAAGGCAAGGGAAGAGUAACUCCGCCCACUCUGCAUGCUUUAAAAGGCAAGGGAAGAGUAACUCCACCCACUCUGCAUGCUUUAAAAGGCAAGGGAAGAGUAACUCCGCCCACUCUGCAUGCUUUAAAAGGCAAGGGAAGAGUAACUCCGCCCACUCUGCAUGCUUUAAAAGGCAAGGGAAGAGUAACUCCGCCCACUCUGCAUGCUUUAAAAGGCAAGGGAAGAGUAACACCGGGGACUCCGCCCACUUUAAAAGGCAAGGGGAGAGUAACUCCGCCCACUCUGCAUGCUUUAAAAGGCAAGGGAAGAGUAACACCGGGGACUCCGCCCACUUUAAAAGGCAAGGGGAGAGUAACUCCGCCCACUCUGCAUGCUUUAAAAGGCAAGGGAAGAGUAACUCCGCCCACUCUGCAUGCUUUAAAAGGCAAGGGAAGAGUAACUCUAGUGAAAAUGAACAAAAAGGGAUUCUGUUACUAAUCGAACUUCUAUUCGUCACACAAUGUUUUAACUGUCAAUGAAAAUGCAUUUAGGGCACUUGAUUCGUAGCCUGGUUCUGAACUGAAUGUGAAACUGGAAUAUUCUAGUUGAAUCAUAACAGGCCACUUGUUAUUGAGGAAGGUUGUGACAAUUGAAGCACAAAUCAUGAGGUACUCCCACUAUAUCACUGCCUGUGCUUAGUGCACACGGACAUGACCAGUUAUUGAAUUGUUUACAAAAACCAUGGGUUCAAGAAGCCUAAAACCUGUUGCAAUUCCCUGUCUACCGUACAGACUGCUCCUUUACCAAUGACCAGAAUGGUGUCCUGUGAGGACACUUAAUGUUCUUUCAGCUUGUACUGUAUUUGCUCUUUAACUGUGGUGACAUCCCAAAAUGGCACCCUAUUCCCUACAUAGUGCACUACUUUUGGCCCGAGCCUAUGAAGAAGUGCACUAUAUAGGGAAUAGGGCACCAUGUCUCGCUCCUGUGUACAUGAAUCAUUUCAAAGUAUUGCAUUUAUUUUACACAGACAACUGUCACUAAUUCAGUUCUCUAAUACUGUAAAUCAUUAAAACAAUACAUGUCUAUGGAUUAGCAGAA